AUGGGAUCGACAGUAUCCCAAAGCGUUGAUCUUCCUGUGGCGGCGCCGUCUCUCAGCGGCGAACAGCAGGAGGACGACGCUUCAGCACCAUCACUCAGCUCAUCAGCAGAGCGCCAGAGCAGCAGCGAACAGUCACCGACCUCCAUAUCUACUGACCACAAGAAUACGCACUCCCACCACUCCCGCAGUACCAGUAGAAGGGAAAACAACCAAUCUUGUUCCCGCACAUUGUUCUCUUCCCGGCCCAGGGCUCUAUUUCAUCCUCGGUCACACGAAGAAAUUUAUGCUGAGCAGAACUAUCUGAGCCUCACUUUGCAGGCACACGUCGCCCAACAUUGCGAUUUGAUGAACAGAUAUUCGUUGACCGAGGCCGAAUCGUUUCAAGGAGAGUCAAGGAAGUGCAAGCGACGGGCCAGAAAGGAGCUGGGACUUUUGCGUGGUCAACUGAUCCACGCUGCUGAGCAAGAGCAAAUCAUUUUUGCUAGAUUGGGUGAAUUAUUUGUCGAAGCGAAAAGCCGAGAGACCUGGAAUGUGGCACAGAACCAGCGUUGGCAAGAUUCUCGCGGUCUGAGACGCCAUUCUCACCCCCAGAAUCACUACGAGUUGCAACAAUCAAUAUCGAGACUAAACGGUGCAACCCCGGCAUUUAUUCCUCAAAAAGGUCUAUUCAGCCAUCAAGAAUACGACGAGGACGCUGCGAGCCCUACCGACAUGGGCCAAGAUGAUAGAGAGGUGUCUGGAAAUGGCCCGGGCGAACUGCUCGAGCCUAAUGACGACGAGUUCGAGCAGCAAAGACCUCUACUACGCAGAAUGACAGGAGAUGAUUAUACUUCACUACUCAAAAAAGACAGGAGGCUUAGCUUGCCCACUAGUUUGGGGUUGACGUGA
Metarhizium acridum CQMa 102 is the source of this 888-nucleotide messenger RNA. RefSeq lists its product as uncharacterized. NCBI's taxonomy places the organism in Eukaryota, Fungi, Ascomycota, Sordariomycetes, Hypocreales, Clavicipitaceae. The record is from RefSeq and is a predicted model, not a curated record.